AUGAAGUUCGAUUCGAUCAAGUGUGCCAUCGUGGUGGCCGCCCUGGAGGGCGCCGUCUCUGCCGCCCCCUCACCCAAAGGUCGUUUCUCUGUCAAGACCUUCAAAGGCCCCAAGCUCGGGCUGGUCUCCCGAGUCACAGGCUCUGGUCCUUCAGCGGCAAGCACCAACUUCAUGAACAUGACAUUUGGAGACCAGACCUUUCCCAUGGAGAUCGAUACCGGCUCGUCCGCUCUUUGGCUCUUCAACACCGGCACCCCUUCCAACGAACAAGGCGGCCACCCUCUCUACAACCCUAAUGCCUCUUCUACCUUCCAACUGCAAGAUGGGUACUCCUUCGACAUCGAGUAUGCCGACGGCACCGGCAUGACCGGUCCCGUGGGCACCGAGGACGUCACCAUGGCUGGUAUCACCAUUCAGGGCCAGUAUAUCGGUAUUCCCAACGAUGUUCGCACCAACUCCAACCCCAUCCAGGGUGGUUGUCUGGGCAUGGCGCCAAACCCAUUUACUAUGACGCCCACAUCCCAGAACACCUGGCACCAGAACGCUGAGCCCUUGCUCGAUCAGCCGGUGUGGACUGUGGACUUCUACAGCACCCAGGAUGGUUCUAUGGACUUCGGUUACAUUGACGACUCCAAAUACCAGGGUGAUAUCGCUUAUGCCCCUUGUGAUUUCUCUAAUGGAGCUUGGUCUUUCAACAUCACUGGCUGGAACGUGCCGAACGACUCAGUCCAGACUGGUAGCGGCAGUGUCCAGAGCAUUGCGGAUACCGGUACCCCCAGCUCCAGCUUACCUCAGGGCGUUCUUGACUACUACUACGGCAAGGUUGACGGGUCUUCACGUGACUCCUCUGACGAUACCGCUUACGUUGUCCCUUGCGAUGCCGACCUGCCUGAUCUCAUCCUCACGAUUGAAGGUGGCACUGUGACCAUUCCCGGUUCCCAAAUGAAUGCCGGUACUGUCGAUGGAGGCUGCCGCGGCGCUUUCUACAUCACUACCGGCGGAGGUAACCUUGGAUCGGCCAUGUUCAACUCCAACUUUGUUGUUUACAGUCAGACCAAUGCCCAGAUCGGGUUUGCUCUCAAGGCUUAA
Penicillium chermesinum is the source of this 1089-nucleotide messenger RNA. RefSeq names its product acid protease. NCBI's taxonomy places the organism in Eukaryota, Fungi, Ascomycota, Eurotiomycetes, Eurotiales, Aspergillaceae. The transcript is spliced from 2 exons. Gene Ontology annotation, biological process: proteolysis. Bases 1 to 1089 code for a protein of 362 amino acids. Gene Ontology annotation, molecular function: aspartic-type endopeptidase activity. The record is from RefSeq and is a predicted model, not a curated record.